Molecule: messenger RNA, 3931 nt
Organism: Esox lucius (northern pike)
Lineage: Eukaryota; Metazoa; Chordata; Actinopteri; Esociformes; Esocidae
Gene: smad2
Product: SMAD family member 2
Exons: 12
Coding region: 319-2103 (594 amino acids)
Biological process (GO): SMAD protein signal transduction; BMP signaling pathway; anatomical structure morphogenesis
Cellular component (GO): heteromeric SMAD protein complex
Molecular function (GO): I-SMAD binding; RNA polymerase II cis-regulatory region sequence-specific DNA binding; DNA-binding transcription factor activity, RNA polymerase II-specific
Source: RefSeq, a predicted model, not a curated record
GCUGAUUGAUGACGCCGAUGCGUUUAGCGGCUUCGGAAAACAUAGUGUUUAAAUCUGUUCUAAUACCCUAUAAUUGAAAAAGAGGUUUAAUAGGUACCCGCUUCAUUACUUUGCUUCGCAAUAUUGAUGUUACAUGCAGGGUUCCUUCUGGCCUCCUUUCAGGCUACAACUACCCCAUCAACAGGACCUGAAGGCCGGGACUGAGGCAACGACACGUGGCACCUGCUGUCUUUUAGUGUUCUGUAUUCUGUUUGGGGGAGCUAGCCUCCCCCAACCUCUCUACCCCAUCCUUGUUGCUGGGUUGGGGAUUCCCCCAACAUGUCAUCCAUCCUGCCUUUCACUCCACCUGUGGUGAAGCGCCUGCUGGGCUGGAAGAAGUCAGCUUGUGGCUCUGCAGGAGGUGGGGGAGUGGAGCAGAACGGCCAGGAGGAGAAGUGGUGUGAGAAGGCUGUGAAAAGUCUGGUGAAGAAGCUGAAGAAGACUGGACAGUUGGACGAGCUGGAGAAAGCCAUUACUACUCAGAACUGUAACACAAAGUGUAUCACUAUACCCAGCCAUCUCCAGGCUAUGGCUCAGGCUCUGGAUAUUUAUCAAGUUGGGAACUUCGGCACAAAGGAGUGUGGCAACACCCCCACGCCUCCCCACCAUCACAGCAGCUCCAUCAGUACCCAAGCCCACUACCUUCUCCUUCCACUGGGAUAUGCCAGCCUUAUCCAAUGCUGUAGACAGAGAAAGACUUGUUUAUUGUUGUACUUAACGAGUGAAAACACGGCAACACAAACAGAUUCAAUAGCCAGGCUUACCAGCGCUCAUCGCAGCAUAAUGGCCAGGCCGUGUGGCGUGCUGGAGCCCUUCUACACCAAUAAAGAUGUUCUUGGGACGUCCACCGCUCAAGAUCCUGACAAGAACCCUUCCAGGUGUCUGCCACUCAUCAAUUGCUCUGAAAUCUGGGGCCUGAGUCCCGGCCAUAGGAUAGAACAGUGGGACACAUCAGGCCAGUACAGCUUCUCAGACCAGACCAGAUCUUUGGAUGGUCGUCUACAGGUGUCUCACAGGAAAGGCCUCCCCCAUGUGAUCUACUGUCGUUUGUGGCGUUGGCCCGACCUGCACAGCCACCAUGAGCUGAGGGCCAUGGAAACCUGUCAAUAUGCCUUCAAUCUAAAGAAGGAUGAGGUCUGCGUCAACCCCUACCACUACCAGAGAGUAGAGACCCCAGUUCUUCCACCAGUCCUUGUGCCACGACACACAGAGAUCCUGACUGAACUCCCUCCGCUAGAUGACUUUACACAUUCCAUCCCUGAAAACACCAACUUCCCUGCCGGGAUCGAACCCCCAAACAACUAUAUACCAGAGACACCACCCCCUGGAUACAUCAGUGAGGAUGGAGAGACUAGCGACCAACAGAUCAGUCAAAGUAUGGAUUCAGGUUCUCCGGCUGAGCUGUCUCCUAGCAGCACACUAUCUCCUGUCACUCACGGACUGGACCUGCAGCCAGUGACGUAUUCUGAGCCAGCAUUCUGGUGUUCUAUUGCUUAUUAUGAGCUGAACCAGAGGGUGGGAGAAACCUUCCAUGCAUCCCAGCCGUCCCUCACAGUGGAUGGUUUCACCGACCCGUCCAAUGCAGAGCGCUUCUGUCUGGGACUCCUCUCUAAUGUCAACCGCAACGCCACAGUGGAGAUGACCAGGAGACAUAUAGGCAGAGGAGUGCGGCUUUACUACAUUGGAGGAGAGGUGUUUGCAGAGUGUCUUAGUGACAGCGCCAUCUUUGUCCAGAGUCCCAACUGUAACCAGAGAUAUGGAUGGCAUCCAGCUACAGUGUGCAAGAUACCUCCAGGCUGUAAUUUGAAGAUCUUUAACAACCAGGAGUUUGCAGCUCUGCUUGCACAGUCAGUCAACCAGGGCUUUGAGGCAGUCUACCAGCUCACCAGAAUGUGUACCAUCCGUAUGAGUUUCGUCAAGGGCUGGGGAGCAGAGUACAGGCGGCAGACUGUGACUAGUACUCCAUGCUGGAUAGAGCUCCACCUGAACGGCCCUCUCCAGUGGCUGGACAAGGUUCUGACCCAGAUGGGAUCUCCCUCAGCACGCUGCUCCAGCAUGUCAUAAUGUGAGCAUGAUCAUCAUUCGAACACUGAGGACCAACCAGAACCAAGAACAGCAACAGACUUGAUAGUAUAAACCUGUUCCAUAGUCCGUGGUCCUCCCUCCUUCAUCCUGUGUCUUUGGUCACCUACACAGCACUUCAGUCACAUAAGCACCUUUUACUUUGUUCAUGUGUUGAAGUAGCGGAGCACCAUGAGGGUGGCUCAUUGCCAGAAGGGCACUUCUACGUUAUUUGUGUUGCAGGACAUUUUGUUCACUGUUGCACACAACCCUAUCUGAAGCAGGGAUUCCAGACUUCAGGACACCGAGUACAGAUGCUUUUCACUUUGGCCCUCCAGUCAUGGAGUAUUCUAGCCCUGGGACAUCAGGUGAUAUAUCUUAACUGCCAGGUAGAAUAGUAAACCAGCAGUACUCCAUUUCCCUCGGCUGUGAUUUGAAACGCUGAUGUAAAGGAUUUCUUUGGUCUCUAGACUAAAGGACUGGGGUUUUCCUGUCAGGAUUUUAAUAAAAAAGCCAGGAGACAUCUUCUAUUGUAAACCGAAUACUUACUGCCUGCUGUCCUGUAAAACAAACUUUCUCGAAGUGAGUUAGCUGUUGCUAGACAUCAUGCUUUAAUUCAGUAUGGAUAGGAAUGACUGACGUAAGUUCCAUAGUUCAAUAAAUAGAUUGUGAUUAUCUUCUAGACAGACACCUCUCUCUAGUUGUUUAACACAGUAGUCUGGUUUCAUAAGAGCAUUUUACAUUAUGCCCAACAUCCCAUUUGGAUAUCAGAUUGGCCUCGUAGUACAAAUCUUUCAAUGUUCAAGUAUUUAAUCUCUAACUAUUGAUGAACAUGGUUAAUCCUAAACAAUGACAGGAUUCUUUUUCCUUUAUCUUUCUUUCAGCUACUUUUUGUAUUGUCUUGUAUUUUUAUAUAUAAAUAUAUUUAAAAUAUUUAAAGCUCUCUUCCUUUUUAUUAGAAUUUAAUAUUUUUCUUUUUAUAGUACCCUAUCACAGCUUAAAUAUGCUGUCUGUGUUGUCUGGCAUUUGGUUGUGAAAUUGUGCUGAAUAUGGCCCCAUGCCUUUAAAACUAUUACUUUUCAAACUUGGAGUUUCAUAUCUCAUAUGAUAGUGAUUCUACUUGUAGAAUAUGCACAUAUAAACAGCAUAGGACACAUCCAGCCAGAAAUGGGAUGUUUUACAACAUUCUGUUGAUCAGAAAAGUCCCAGACUGCAUCUGAGUUGACUUAUGAACACAUGGUUUUCAUAGACUCCUGGGUUUCACUAAAGUGGUUUCACCAUCAUGUUGCUCCUGAAUAACAAUUAAAGAUUUUAAAAGACUCAAGACUUCCAACUGUCCUUUCCAAAUAUAAUUUUUUCUGUUGUCUUGUACCUCUUUAAAACCCCACUUGUGACCAGAGGGUUCAUCUAAUUCUGUAACACACAACAAUGGUAACCUGAGGGUUUCAUCUAACUAUCUAAAAGUUAAUGUUGAAUCCUUCCGACAGCUGCAUUGUUCUUCUAGCAUUUUAAUGGGAAAAGUACACCAGGCUGCUGCUUCAGGAUAUAUUAGCAAUUUACUUUUUAGGGCAGCGGCAAUAUUAUAUACAGCGUUGUUGAUAAUGAGGCAGACAAGAAUUUGAUAUUUGGGCACAGUACUACAAAUGUUUGGGACGUUAAAGUAUUGUAAUUCCCUGUUUAUAACCUACAGUGUACAACCCGCACCAAUCAUUUUUUAGCUUUGUGUGUAUACACACCCAAGUAUUAAUCACACCCACAUUUAAACUACAUUUAACCAGAGUAUUAUGACUCGUACCUACAGUGGGGAGAACAAGUAUUUGAUACACUGACG